Molecule: messenger RNA, 2111 nt
Organism: Coffea eugenioides
Lineage: Eukaryota; Viridiplantae; Streptophyta; Magnoliopsida; Gentianales; Rubiaceae
Product: dentin sialophosphoprotein
Exons: 2
Coding region: 397-1851 (484 amino acids)
Source: RefSeq, a predicted model, not a curated record
AAUAAUCACAAGAUCAAAACGGCUGCAAAAAACUCUGUCCCUCUUUUCUUUUUAGAUUCGUCCGAAAUUAAUAGUGGAAGAGAGCUGUCAAAAUCUCCCCUUCAUCAAAAUAACGUCCCCCAAAAAUCCCAUUUGGCAGUUUUAAGUCCUUUGACUCAUUUAUUAUGCUAUUAGUGUUUAUAAAAAUCCCAUUUAAUUCUACUCUACCACUUAAGGGUCUAAUCUAAUCUAUUACUUUCUCUUUUCUUGGUCUUAGAUUUCAAGCCCAAAUUUCUUUGCUUUCUGGGUUACUCAUUCAGUCUCUUGCCUCUUCUUCUGCGGUUUCUUCACUCACUUUAGCCUCCUGGAGAGCGAGAAGACAGUAGCUGCACUGAAGAAAUUCUUACGAGUCUAGUCAUGUUCAAGCAGUCACCUAGCAGAAGUCAGAGAUCUAGAGGAAUUAAAGUUAAACAUGUUUUGCAAAUAUGUUUCCUUCUUGCUGUUUGUUUUUGGUUAGUAUACCAAGUCAAGCGUUCACAUGAUAAGAAGAAGGAAUUCGAUGAAACUGAUGUGAAGAACUCUGAACAGGCACAAUAUAGCAGCGAGGUUGUAAAACUUGGGAGGAAAGAUCUUCAUCCCAGAGUGGAGGAAACAGAUACAACUAGUACAAAACAAGAGGAAGAAGCAGAAGAAAAUGUUGGAGAAGAGGAGGAAAAUAAGAAUGAUGAAGAAGAACAUGCUGAUGACAAGAAGUCUGAGGAGAAAGAAGAUGAAGGUGGAGGGAUUGGAGAUGAUGAGAUAGAUGAACAUGGAGAUGAUAAACCAGAGGAUGAGGUUGAUCGCGAAGAGGAUGUGACAGAGGAAGAGAAGAAGGAAGCGGUUGAUGAGAAGGAAAACGAAGAGAAAGAUUCUGAAGAUAAGAGUGGCCAGGUGGAGAAUGAUAGCUCUUUGGGGGAGCGUGAUGACGAUGAUGAAAAAGAGCAUGAGGCAAGAGAAGAACAUUACAAGGCAGACGAUGCUUCCAGUGCAGUGACACAUGAAUCUGAAGAUAAUAGUGCUGAAAAUGAGAAUGGAAGCUCGGAAAACUCCAAUGAAGUUGCUGCAGAAAAUGUUGUAGAAAGUGAAGACGCGACCAAUACCCAUGAAAAUGAUGUUGCUGAGAAAACAACCGGUUCAAAGAUUGAAGAUAGAGAGAUGGCAGAAAAUGUAGGUCCUCCAAAUACAACAGCCAAUGAAGGCAAGGCAAAUGUUGGAUCCAUGCCCGAUAAUGUCUCUUCAUCUUCAAAUCAUCUCAAUCAAAUCGACAACACAACAGAAGCGAGUGCAGGUGGAGGUGCUGAUGGUUUGUCUAUGCAGAAUAGUGCAGGAACGCAGUCUGAGAAUGUCACAACAGAGAAUACGACCUCUGGAGAUGGCUCUGGCCUGCACACUAUUCCUUUAGAUCAGGGAAAGAACAAUAGCUCAAGUUCCAAUGACAGUCACACUGAUUCUACUACAACAGCAGCCUCCAAAAUUGAGGGUUCCGAUUCAAACUCAGGGGAGGCCUCAAAGACAGACAACACUACACUUUCUACUAAGUCAGAGAAGUCUGGUAAUUCAUCCAAUGGAACGGAGGAUAACUCAAGGUCUUCAACUGUGGAAACCAACGAUGCAACUGAGGCUGAGAAGUCGGGAGACACUAGUGAUGGAGCUGCAGAUGGAACGGAUGAUGAUGCUGCUAAAACUGAGAAUGCGGAAGAAGUCCAAAAUGAUCCUAUUGAUUCAUCUGAUUCUUCGAUGGGCUUGGUAGAGAAAGAAGUUAGGACAGACCUAGAUACUUUGCCAGAGAUACAGACUGAAGGAAGCCACGAUGAAGAUGCUGCAGCAGAAUGAAUGUUUGGAGGAUAGGAAUCUUGGCUAGUUUUGUUUAUGCUUUCACAUUCUGUUUUCUCACUUUUUUUUUUUCAUCUUUCUAGAAAUGGUUUUAGUUUUUAAGGAGUGUUUGUUAUAGUGUGAAAAUUGGAAAUGCAAUCACUCCCUACAGUAUAUGGCCUUACGGAUGUUGUUUCAACUUUGAGGGCAACAUGUAACAAGUUAGUAUUAAACUGUUAUCUAAGAAUGAAACUGUAUAAUCCAUUUCCUCUGUUCCUUCA